Molecule: messenger RNA, 1038 nt
Organism: Entamoeba histolytica HM-1:IMSS
Lineage: Eukaryota; Evosea; Mastigamoebida; Endamoebidae
Product: aspartate--ammonia ligase, putative
Exons: 1
Coding region: 1-1038 (345 amino acids)
Cellular component (GO): cytosol; cytoplasm
Molecular function (GO): aspartate-ammonia ligase activity
Source: RefSeq, a predicted model, not a curated record
AUGACUACUAUCUUUCCUGAAAAUUAUUUCCCUUUAUUAAAUUCUUUUCAAACAGAAAUUGCAAUUAGAAAAAUUAAACAAGAGUUUGAAAAGAAUUUAACAUAUGACUUAGACUUAUUGAGAAUUACUGCUCCUUUAUUUGUUGAAUCGGGUUAUGGACUAAAUGAUGAUUUAAAUGGUGUUGAAGUCCCAGUUCAUUUCCCAGUCAAAGGAAUGAAUAACAGUGUUGUUGAGGUAGUUCAUUCUUUAGCUAAAUGGAAAAGACUACAAUUACAUGAAUUAAAAAUUCCUAUUGGAGAAGGUAUUGUUACUGAUAUGAAUGCUAUUAGACCAAUGGAAGAUUUAGAUAAUAUUCAUUCAAUUUAUGUUGAUCAAUGGGAUUGGGAAAAAUCUAUUUCAAAAGAAGAUAGAACAUUAGACUAUCUUAAAAAUGUUGUUAAAAAGAUUUAUCAUACUAUUUAUAAAACUGAAGAGUAUAUUUGCAAUGAAUAUUCUCAAUUAAAAAGAAGAUUACCAAAAGAAAUUACUUUCUUACAUACUGAAGAUAUGGAAAAAGAAUAUCCUAAUUUAUCUCCAAAAGAAAGAGAACAUACUGUUGCUAAGAAGUAUGGAGCAGUUUGUGUAAUUGGAAUAGGAUAUCCAUUACCAUUAUCAAAAGUAACUCAUGACGGUAGAUCUCCUGAUUAUGAUGAUUGGUCAAGUGAAACUAAAGAAGGUUAUCAUGGACUUAAUUGUGAUAUUAUUGUAUGGAAUGAUGUUCUUCAACAAAGUCUUGAAUUAUCAUCUAUGGGUAUUCGUGUUGAUCCAACAGCUCUUAAAAGACAAUUAGAAAUGAGAAAUGCUACAGACAGAGAAAAGUUUAUGUUCCAUCAAAUGUUAUUAAAAGGAGAAUUACCACUUUCUAUUGGUGGUGGAAUUGGACAAUCACGACUUUGUAUGUUCUAUUUACAAAAAGCUCACAUUGGUGAAAUUCAAGCAUCUGUAUGGAAUCAUGAGACUAAAGAACAAUUGGCUCAACACAAUAUCUUUUUACUUUAA